Messenger RNA from Zingiber officinale, 752 nucleotides. RefSeq names its product vascular-related unknown protein 1-like. Gene Ontology annotation, biological process: xylem development. The record is from RefSeq and is a predicted model, not a curated record. Bases 69 to 620 code for a protein of 183 amino acids. Lineage: Eukaryota; Viridiplantae; Streptophyta; Magnoliopsida; Zingiberales; Zingiberaceae. The transcript is spliced from 3 exons.
GUCUUGUCUUCCUUUUUGAUACAUAUAAAUCAAUUCCACAAGGCCAUUCAACUUCCACCAUACGAGAUAUGGAGGAAUCAAUCAACUCAUCUAUGAGCAACUCCUUCUCCUGCUCCAUGGAUGGCUCAGAGGAGAGCGGCUGGACCAUGUACUUGGAGGACUUCAUGGCAUCAGAGGAGAAAUCACAAGUUGCAGCAGAAGCUUCUGGGUGCAACUGCUCCAGUGUUGUCACCCUCUCCACCAUUUAUGAUGCUGCUCCAUCCACUUUUCUUGCACGGCAGCAACAACCGUCUGCUAAAGUUGAUGUGCCAGAGGACUACACAAAACUGAUUCCUAAGAGGAGGAAAAGAUUAAUAAUGGAUGAUGAUUCUUUGGAAGACACUGCUAGCUCACCUGUUAAUAGCCCCAAGAUUACUGAGAGUUUCUUGACUACUAAUCCAACCAAGAAGGAUUAUCAGAGCCUUCUUCACAAAGGCAUACCUCAGGUCAUGAAUGACGAGAGGCUGAAAGAAGCUGAAGAAGAGUUCAAUUUGACUGAGGGGACAAAUGAAAAAUAUUCAUUGCUGAAGAAUAGAGGGCUUUGUUUAAUUCCUUUGUCCAUGUUAGUAGACUACCUGUAGGAUAAACCUUCACUUUGGAUGGUUAGCAAGCCUAUGGACUCUCUAAUUGUGCCUAUGAAUUUAUGGAUAUUUGAUGCAUGCAUAUUAAUCUUGUCUAUGGAUAUUUGAUGUAUAUUACUCCUUUAAUCAUUA